Molecule: messenger RNA, 215 nt
Organism: Ilex paraguariensis (yerba mate)
Lineage: Eukaryota; Viridiplantae; Streptophyta; Magnoliopsida; Aquifoliales; Aquifoliaceae
Source: the annotation of a GenBank genome assembly
AUGAAUGUAAGGAAACUUCUUCUUCUUCUUCGCUGCUACACACUUAGAGCCAACCCUACUUUUGCCAUGCUAUUUUCAAAUUCAAUGUGCCAUUCAUUCUCUUUUGAAGCUUCUUCAGACACUUUAAGAAGUGUUGAAAAGAGUAAGGAUUUGGGUUUUAAGGCCACCAGGCCCACCAUCCCUUUUGUGGAGGAUGACGCUACUUUUGUAUUUGG